This is a messenger RNA of Pseudoliparis swirei, 2051 nucleotides long. RefSeq names its product UNC homeobox (gene uncx). Gene Ontology annotation, molecular function: DNA-binding transcription factor activity, RNA polymerase II-specific; sequence-specific double-stranded DNA binding. Bases 584 to 2038 code for a protein of 484 amino acids. NCBI's taxonomy places the organism in Eukaryota, Metazoa, Chordata, Actinopteri, Perciformes, Liparidae. Gene Ontology annotation, biological process: regulation of DNA-templated transcription. The transcript has 3 exons. The record is from RefSeq and is a predicted model, not a curated record.
UUUUCACUUUUUUUCCUGCUUCCAAAAAGGUGUGUUAAUUUUUUUAAAAGCUAAUAAACCAUACUAUAUAUUAUAAUAAUAUAUUAGUUUAAACAGCGCUGGCUUUAAGUUGUAUAAAGUGUGAUAUUUUGUGCUAAACAUUAUAUAUUUGCAGCUCCAGCCACUGCACAAAAAGUCCGGGAGCCCCUGGCCUCACCGAUCCGCCUGUAGCCCUUCCCUUCCCGGCAUUCAGUGAGCCCUUCCUCCCGGUGGGUCCCCCGUGUAGCUGCGAUGUAGUUCUUAUCAAAGCCCUCCUGUCUUGUUGUGACAGCUCUGAUAUUGUUUAUUGAGGUGGAUGUCAGCUUUAAUUAGCAAUCGAUACGGGGAGCGUUUGCAGAGCGCGCCUCUGACGUCAGCGUCCAUUACCGCUUCUCAUUGGGUCUCAUAUUCCCAGAGCCUGGGCUAAUUAUUGGGAGGUUCAUGUGGAUAAAGUACAGCUCAUCCCUCCCUUCACAUCAUGUCCCCUGCUCGUUGGCCACACUCACUGCAUUCUUUUUAAAUUCCCAUCGCCGGCCUCCAGACGUCGUUCCCUUUCGCCUGCGGGAUGAUGGACAGCAGGAUACUGGAUCCGCCUCACGCCCAGUUCGGGGGCUCACUCGGCGGGAUGGUGGGCUUCCCGUACCAUCUGAGCCACCAUCACGUUUACGAAUUAGCCGGGCAUCAACUUCAAUCGGCGUCCGUGGUUCCCUUCUCAAUAGACGGAUUACUUAACGGCUCGUGCACGGCGUCGGUGGGCAGCUCCAACCCGCUGUUGUCUUCGGGCUGCGGCAUGAAUGGAGAUAAUCAGUACAAACUGACAGACUCGGGGGACCCAGACAAAGAUAGUCCUGGUUGCAAGAGACGGAGGACUCGCACAAAUUUCACCGGUUGGCAGCUGGAGGAAUUAGAAAAGGCUUUUAAUGAGAGCCACUACCCGGACGUGUUCAUGAGGGAGGCCCUGGCUCUGCGGCUGGACUUGAUAGAAUCAAGGGUUCAGGUCUGGUUUCAGAACCGCAGAGCCAAGUGGAGGAAAAAGGAGAACACAAAGAAAGGUCCAGGUCGACCGGCUCACAACGCCCACCCCACCACCUGCAGCGGGGAGCCCAUGGACCCGGACGAGAUCGCCCGCAGAGAGCUGGACCGGAUGGAGAAGAAGAAGCGGAAGCAGGAGCGGCGGCUGCUCAAGUCCCAGAACCGGCUCGCCGCUGGGGAUUUAUUUCACACCACGGGAUCGGACAGCGACAGCGAGUUGUCGCACGUGACCGACAGUGACCACACGGGCCCGCCUUUUGACUCUGUGGCGGAGAACCACACGCAGCAGUCGAGCUGCGACCAGAGCCCUCAUCCUCUGCAGACCCAGAACCACAACCAAAGACACUUGGACCGGGACGCUGGCGUAUCCGAGCUGGAUUCGCCCGACUCCAGCCACCACCGGUCCAGCCUGUGCUCCUCCAACAGCAGCGCGUCCAGCGCGCAGAAGCUCAACCCGUUCAGCGUCGAGAGCCUCCUCUCGGACUCCAGACCCAGACGCAACCCCGCGGCCUUACACCCCUCCCGGCCUUUGAUAGGGACAGGACACUUCCUGCUCUAUCCCAUCACGCAGCCGCUUGGAUUCAUUGUUCCUCAGACUGCCCUGAAGACCACAGCGGCAGUCGCGUUCUCUGACGUCGACGCCCCAGCGGAGAGAAACCAGACGAGUGUCCGCUGCGGCGGCUCUGCGGGAUGUAGGAGCCGCUCGCCGGACUCCGCAGACCCCUCACGAAGGGCACCGGUGGGAUCCGAAGGAAAGACUCGUUCGCCGCACACCAGCCCGACCAGGGCCGCCUUCCCCGCCGGCCAAAGCACUCAGACCUCCGUUAUUUGCAGCGAACACAGUUCGCCGCUCCUUCACAAGCCCGUCGAUGCGGAGCGAAAAGAGCAUUUAGAGAUCAAGGACCACCCGGACAAGCCCGAGUGUGUCCUCAGUGACAGUCCGGCGGAAACAAAGACAGACUCUAAAGAAGAUGUCGACAUGGAAUAAAUCAUCUGGGGGA